Molecule: messenger RNA, 3744 nt
Organism: Oncorhynchus nerka (sockeye salmon)
Lineage: Eukaryota; Metazoa; Chordata; Actinopteri; Salmoniformes; Salmonidae
Gene: sec22c
Product: SEC22 homolog C, vesicle trafficking protein
Exons: 6
Coding region: 216-1127 (303 amino acids)
Biological process (GO): endoplasmic reticulum to Golgi vesicle-mediated transport
Cellular component (GO): membrane
Source: RefSeq, a predicted model, not a curated record
UCAUCUUUACCCAUAAUGCUUAGCAAAAUAUUAAGAAAGCUAGUGGGUCUUUCAAAGUAUUGGACAACAGUCUACUAUAAAUUACAUGUACAGUAAUUAGCAAAACACAACUAAAGUGUCUACUUUCAUUCACAUGUUGUAUCACAACAAUUUGAGAUAAACAAAAUGUACCGAAGAAGGUUAAGGCUAUGUGAACCCAGUGGCCUGUGUGGACCAUGUCUCUGAUCCUGUUUGCCCUGGUGGUGCGGGUCAGGGAUGGUCUGCCUCUCUCAGCCUCCACUGACUUCCAACACAACCCAGAGCUGCAGGAGAGGAAGCAGCAGCUACGGACCAUUUCCAAGGCCCUCAGCCUGUUCCCUGACAGAGGGGUGGUCAAGGGCCAUGACCUCAAUAUAUAUUUCCUCUCCAGUGAGGGCGUAUCCUACAUGAGUGUAUGUGACGCCAGGCUCCCUGCAGCCAUGGCCUUCUGUUUUCUAGAGGACCUGCGCUGGGAGUUCACAGCUCAUAUGGACAGCGCCAAGGUUGCCCUGGCAGCCAGGCCGUACCCCUUUCUGGAGUUCGACAACAGCAUAGCCUGGCUGCAGCAGCAGUAUAACCAGAGGGGUGGUCCAGCGCUGGAGGUCACUCUGACCGAGGUACAGGAGGAUCUGAAAACCCGCCCCUUGCAGAUCCUCACUCUGGAGGAGGUGGAGUUUACCAACGGCUCAGCCAAUGGCCACGCGGAACAACUUUCUGAAUCCGGUCAGAACCAGAGGUUGGAGCCAGUGACCGGCCCAGGAAUCCUCUCACUGGUCCUCAACAUCAUGUGUUCUUCUCUGAACCUCAUCAGGGGGGUUCACCUCAUAGAGUACACCUUCCAGGACGAUUAUGAAGGAAUCUGGAACGUGCUGGCGUUUCUGCUGGCGUUCCUGUGCUGUGUCGGUCAGUGUCACCUGUAUCUGUUCCACUCUUCUCUGAAGAGGGUCAAGUCCCUGACACUGCUGACUGUGGUUGUGGUCUGUAACUGCUUCCUGUUUGGUCUGAGGAAUGUCUGGCAGCUGCUGUUCCACCUGGCGGUGGCCGUCCUCGUCACCCUCCUCACCCUCAACCGGAAACUACACGACAGAACCAAUGACUGCGGGGUCUGAAAGAGGGGGGACCAGUUAGUGCGUAGCACCAUCGCAGUAAGGGGAUCCAACCCAGACAGACGUCUCCUAUCAAGUCCAGUGGGAUAUAACAUUGUUUUGUUUGUAUAUAAUUUGUGGGUAAUUUGUUGCUUUAUUUCCAUGUUUAUCUGCACUGCGUUUACGUGGCGUCCCAGGCAGGUUUGAGGAGUAGUGGAGGCCCUAACCAGGGGGGGGGGGGGGGUGUUGGAUGGUCCUCAAAUCGUCUUUUAGAAAUGAAUUCCAGAUGAAGACAAUAGUUCUGAACAAAAUACUUGAAUGAUAUGAAUUUGUAAAAUACUGACUGUCUAAUUAAAGGGCAUCCGUGUGACUAUAGCCAGUCAGACAGUAGGUCUACGUUGGACGAGGUAAUUGAGAUUACAUCAUCAGUGACGUAAAGAACACUCGCUGUCCAAUCAGACCACUGCUGUAGCUCAGUAAGGGAUAAUCAACUACCAGUCAGAUUCUCCGGGGUCUAAAUGCAGCUCGUCUCAUAGGAAAUGUACUGUGCUUUCAAUUCAAUUUGCUUUAUUGCUUUCUUUUGCGUUCUGUAGAAUUGACCAAUCAAAAUGUCUCACCAAAGUAUUUUCUGUUGUUUAUGCAGAAAGCUUCCCAAGCAGGAGGUGCUUGACAUAGAGUCUAGCCAAUUAGCUUACAGUAUUUUCUGUUGUUUAUGCAGAAAGCUUCCCAAGCAGGAGGUGCUUCCCUCUAGAUUUACAGCCACAACACCAGGUGUUAUUGCUCUUCAUGGUGGUCAGUAUUGAGGAGUUAAUAUAUAUAUAUUUAGAUCAUGGUUUUAUACUUUACAUGGCUAAGUAAGGUAUUUAUAUUAUCAAUAUAAUGUAUCUAAUUUGUUGUUCAAGAAGGCUGUUGGUAAUAGUAUGUUGCUUGGUAACAAUGGUUGUAGUUUCAUUUUUUUUUCUUAUAUCUAAAACAUACGGAAAUCAUAAGUUAAAAUGAAUACAGAAACGUUUUAUAUUGUGUAGUUAAAAUAGAUUUUGUAACACCGUAAUAAUUUUUAUUUAUUUUAUUUCACCUUUAUUUAACCAGGUAAGCAAGUUGAGAACAAGUUCUCAUUUACAAUUGCGACCUGGCCAAGAUAAAGCAAAGCAGUUCGACACAUACAACAACACAGAGUUACACAUGGAGUAAAACAAACAUACAGUCAAUAAUACAGUAUAAACAAGUCUAUAUACAAUGUGAGCAAAUUAGGUGAGAAGGGAGGUAAAGGCAAAAAAGGCCAUGGUGGCAAAGUAAAUACAAUAUAGCAAGUAAAACACUGGAAUGGUAGUAUUGCAAUGGAAGAAUGUGCAAAGUAGAAAUAAAAAUAAUGGGGUGCAAAGGAGCAAAAUAAAUAAAUUAAUUAAAUACAGUUGGGAAAGAGGUAGUUGUUUGGGCUAAAUUAUAGGUGGGCUAUGUACAGGUGCAGUAAUCUGUAAGAUGCUCUGACAGUUGGUGCUUGAAGCUAGUGAGGGAGAUAAGUGUUUCCAAUUUAAGAGAUUUUUGUAGUUCGUUCCAGUCAUUGGCAGCAGAGAACUGGAAGGAGAGGCGGCCAAAGAAAGAAUUGGUUUUGGGGGUGACUAGAGAGAUAUACUGUAGUGACAGUGUAUGUUGCUUUUUGUAUAGAUCGAUCGAUUUAUGCUUUUGGGGCUUCUGAGUGGCGCAGCGGUCUAAGGCACUGCAUCUCAAUGCUAGAGGUGUCACUACAGACCCUGGUUUGAUUCCAGGCUGUAUCACAACCGGCCGUGAUUGGGAGACCCAUAGGGCGGCGCACAAUUGGCCCAGCGUCGUCCGGGUUUGGCCGGUGGUAGGCUGUCAUUGUAAAUAAGAAUUUGUUCUUAACUGACUUGCCUAGUUAAAUUAAAAAAAUAUAUAGAUGUGACUUGGGCUCCUUCCAGUCUGCGAUAUUUCUAAUGUCUAGUCUGUUCAUGUUUUUACAGCUUGUAUAGUAAUCUGGUAAAUAAGAAAUAUAAUUAAUUUCAGCAGAAUUUGAGCUGAAAAGACAUAUUUGGAAGGAACUAUUUACCGCUUUUUCUAUGAUUGAGAGACAGUUUGAAUACAAAAUUGUGAAUUGAAGAUUCAUACCCGCUCUACUGAAAUGAACAAAUCUUGGUAAUGUGUAGAUAUUUGUUCCUCAAGCACCUGGUAACGGAAUGUCCAAUAGUUUUAUAUCCAAGACCAUUUGCACUACGGUUGGCUGGUUUAGUGUUAACUACUGAACUCAUCUGGUUGAGGGAACAAUGUGGGGGGGGUUGCAGGAAGACCCCCCCCAGGUUAAGCUGUUGUAACUGAUAGACCAAUAUGUUGAAUUAAUCUUUUGUAUAAUUGAGUUUUGUUCUGUGUAAUGAUGGCUGCUUUAAUGUCAAGGAGUCCUUUACAGUUUACUUAAAAUUGUCAAUUGAAGUGGGGGAGAGAGCGUGUCAACGUUUCAGUCUACAAGGGGUAACAUUCAGGCCCUCCUUUUCAAAGUGUUGGGUGUCUUUCAUAACCGAAAUUGAUUAGAGAUACCUGUAUUAACACAUGGUUUACCUAUUGUGUGGUUUGUAUUUUCUAAAGUAAAAUAAACCACUGUCUGAAAGGUGCAGUAAUCUGUUUGACCAAA